Molecule: messenger RNA, 1423 nt
Organism: Bicyclus anynana (squinting bush brown)
Lineage: Eukaryota; Metazoa; Arthropoda; Insecta; Lepidoptera; Nymphalidae
Product: serine protease inhibitor 2.1-like
Exons: 1
Coding region: 25-1218 (397 amino acids)
Molecular function (GO): serine-type endopeptidase inhibitor activity
Source: RefSeq, a predicted model, not a curated record
UCCCUUUAGUGUUUAUACGGAAAGAUGAAGUGCAUAACGUAUUUCGUAUUUACAAUCGCAUCAUGUUAUGCUGCAGAAUUCAGUGAAAGACCAAGAAAUUUUAGCGUAGAACUAUUAUAUCACACUCAGUUGGAAACAAAUGGACAUGUAGUGAUAUCGCCUUUUGGGAUAUGGAGUUUGAUGACCGGCGUAACGCUCGGAACUUCCGGUAACAGCAGAAGCCAACUAACAAGAGCAUUCGUGUUACCACCGCAAGAUGAAAUGAUUAUAAACGGAUAUACAAACUUAACUCAAACAGUGCUGGACACAACAACACAAGAUGUUUCUCUCACAACUCGAAACUUUCUCUUCUUAGACAAUGGUUUCAAUAUAAUUGACAAUUUCAAAAGAACACUGGCCCAUGAUUUUGGAGCCAUGGUUAAAAAUCUAGACUUUAAAGAUUCAACAUCAGCUGCUCGUAUAGCGAAUUCAAUAAUAGAAUCUUCUGGUGCAACCGUUACGAAUGUGAUGCAUUCUGACGACUUUGCAGAAUCAAGGAUGAUCUUGACUAAUGUUAUAUCAUUCAAAGGAUUAUGGUCAUCACCGUUCAACGUUUCGGAUACGAUACGGGAACCGUUUUAUGAUGAGAAUAGAAAUCUGCUCGGCGAAGUGAACAUGAUGUAUCAAAGAGCUCCGUUGCCUUACUCCCAUAUAAAAGAGUUGAAAGCUUUCGUUUUGCAACUUGCAUAUGGCAACGAUACAAAGUAUUGCAUGCUCAUUGUAUUACCAUACCCAAAGGUCAAUGUGAAUGAAGUGUAUUCGAAGUUUACAACCGUUACCUUCAGGGAUAUAUUAAACAAAAUCGACAAUGACCUAAAAGAGUUCGGAGAGGAUGAGGAUGUUAUUGACGUGAAAUUGCCGAGAUUUAAAAUAAGUUCUAACCUUGUGUUAAACAAGCCUUUAAAUCAAAUGGGUGUAUACGAUAUAUUCAGUUCGAAAAAGGCCGACUUCCAGCAGAUUACAAAGGAAGACAUAUAUAUUUCCGCGAUAGUACACAAAGCUGACAUCGAAGUCACGGAGUCCGGGACAGUGGCUUCGGCGUCAACAAUUGCAUAUUUUGACGAUCGUAUGCCUCCGCCAAUUUUUGAGGCAAAUAGACCAUUCAUAUACUUUGUGAUGGAAAGAUCUUCGGCUACUGUUAUAUUUGCUGGAACUUAUUCAAAGCCAAGUGUGUUUUAGUUGAUAAGUUUUUCCAAAGAACAUUUAUUUAUUUGUUAUUAUGUUUUUGCAAUGUGUUCAAUACUUAGGUUGAGAUAACAAAAAUACUCAGUCAGUAUUCCUGUUGCGUUUGUUUAUAAUAAUGUCCUCUAUAAAUAAGGACGAGACUGAUAAAAUAAGCGUGUAGAAUAUAAUUAUUUGUUAAUAUAAAUAUUUUUAUUAUGUU